UCGUCGCUGCCUUCAGUUGCACCACCAAUAGUGGCAGAAUACUGUGAUUUGUUGGAUGCUCACCGGUGGCGGGGAAACAAUCGAGAGGAAAUAAUGGCAGCCACAGCUCAAACUUUCAAUGGCAAUUUGAAGAAAGCGCUCGCAGGUCUGAGACGUAUCAAUUUGGAAGGUCUAAGAUGGAAAGUUUUUGAUGCUAAAGGCCAGGUCCUCGGGAGAUUGGCAUCACAAAUAUCGACUGUAGUACAAGGAAAAGAUAAACCAACAUACACACCUAACCGUGAUGAAGGGGAUAUGUGCAUUGUGAUCAAUGCGAAAGAUGUUUGUGUCACAGGGAGAAAACUCACUGAUAAGUUCUACAGAUGGCAUACAGGUUACAUAGGCCACCUCAAGGAAAGGAGCUUAAAAGACCAGAUGGCUAAGGAUCCAACAGAAGUUAUUCGAAAAGCUGUCUUACGAAUGCUACCAAGAAAUAAAUUGCGUGAUGAUAGAGACAGAAAACUGAGAAUAUUUGCGGGAAGUGAACAUCCCUUCGGUGAUAGGCCUCUGGAACCUUAUAUCAUGCCUCCGCGGCAAGUACGCGAAAUGCGUCCACGUGCACGGCGAGCAAUGAUUCGAGCUCAAAAGAAGGCUGAGCAACAGAAAGAAGCAUCCACUUACAUCAGUAAAGGCAAGAAGAGGGAAGAGGCUGAUGGAAAAGUUGGUGCACAAGAAUGUUUGUGAAUUUCAAGCAGUGAUGUUGCUGUUGAUGUAUGUUUUCUGGACCACAGAACCAGUGUGGAUGAGCAUUUAGAUCAUAGGUGUCGAGUUCUAGUAGUACCGGCGUCCAAAAGUGUCUCCUCUUGUGUUAAAGCGGCAUGGCGAGGUUAAAUUGUUUAGCGUCAAAAGUGCCUGCUCGGCUUGGCGUAGUUCAAUUUUUAUGCUCGGAUUUCCAUCUUGAGAUUAGCAGGAAAAUUCCAUCUAUUCCCUCCACUUGUAGUGGUUCUUUUG
Coffea eugenioides is the source of this 987-nucleotide messenger RNA. RefSeq names its product 50S ribosomal protein L13. Gene Ontology annotation, molecular function: structural constituent of ribosome; mRNA binding. NCBI's taxonomy places the organism in Eukaryota, Viridiplantae, Streptophyta, Magnoliopsida, Gentianales, Rubiaceae. Gene Ontology annotation, cellular component: ribosome; mitochondrial large ribosomal subunit. The transcript has 5 exons. The record is from RefSeq and is a predicted model, not a curated record. Gene Ontology annotation, biological process: translation; negative regulation of translation. The coding region runs from base 94 to 720 and encodes 208 amino acids.